Messenger RNA from Leptidea sinapis, 3376 nucleotides. RefSeq lists its product as uncharacterized. The transcript is spliced from 4 exons. The record is from RefSeq and is a predicted model, not a curated record. NCBI's taxonomy places the organism in Eukaryota, Metazoa, Arthropoda, Insecta, Lepidoptera, Pieridae. Bases 225 to 3266 code for a protein of 1013 amino acids.
CGCGUGGGAACCGUCAACUUAGUGAUUUACUCGCCUUCGCCUUGUCCCUUGUUCAUCUUCAGCUGUUGUUCUGAGCGCAAUGCUGUGAGGAAUGUUGUGUUUGCGUCAUGUCUGACGUUAGAUUUAGUGACUCUGUGUAAAGUGAUAGAAGAUAAUAUUAUAGUGCAAAACGUGUAGUAUAUAGGGUAUAUAUAUAUAUAUAUAUAUAUAAAGGAGCUAAUAGAAUGGAUGUAUCGAUAGUACGAGUUCUUCUUCUCGCUGCUGUAGUAAGAUGCGAACAGACAGCUAACAAUGGCUACAGCAGGAAUGAUCAACUUCAGUACGGUGACAUACUAAGACCACCACCGCCGCCGCCGUUACCAAUUCUUCCAGUACCAUUCCAUGGAGGUUCGGGAAGACAUCAACACAACUAUGAUUUCACCAGCCCGUAUCAAGUUCCACCACCACAACAACCCCCUCAAAAUCUUCCAUCACCACCCUUAUCACCACCAAGUGACUUCAAGUUUCCUGCACCCUUCUACAAACAGUACAAUUUUAACUUUGUCCCAGCACCUCAACCAUUUUCUACAACACCAUCACCUACCAUGUUUCAAAAAGUAUCGCAAUGGCUUUUUCCAUCCCAACAAACUGCCAAUAAUAUGGGUGUGAAUACGUAUAAUAUUCCAGUUAAAAAGGAAUGCAAUCCAUGUAAUUUAGCUCCUUGGAUUCCAGUUAUAAGAUAUGAUUUGUCUUCAAAAAAUCAACAGAAUAUAAUAUCAACCUACGGUCCACCAACACAGACAGCUUCUGUAAGCUCUUACAAUACAAUUCAGACCUUACCCCAGCGUUUUAACGCUCAACCGCUAGACCAAAGUCAAUCCCAGAUUUUAAAUAACAAUAACUUUCAUUCAAAUUAUGGCCCACCUAGUCUAAAACAUAUAGAUGAGAGUAAUAGCGUAAGUUCUACUUAUGGUCCUCCAAGCCAAACAUACUCGAUUCCGACAUCUCAAAUACCACAAAAAUAUACUAAUAAUAUUAAUACUAACCCCAGUACCAAUACUUUUGGAAAAUCUUACUUUGAUGUGGUUUCAAUUAAUUCUGGGCCUUCAUUUCAAGGAGGAUAUCCAAGUUCAUCGUACGGUGGACCCACUUCUUCUUAUAAAGCCCCUACUUCAAUAUACGUAACUCAGCCAACGAUAUCCACUAAUAAAUAUAAUUCACCGUCUAAAAAUUCCUUUGUUGUUGAAGAUCUAGUCAGUACACAUAAGCCGUCCCUUGAAUUACAACUACCAAAGGUUGACCAGCCAACUGGUUUUAGAAAUUCAUAUGGAGAACCCAUAGUCAAUACUUAUGCGUUAGAUGUACCAUACUCAGUCUCAGCUACUGCUGCUGAAACUUCGAAAGUAAAAACUGAAGUGUUGCCAAACGCUGAUUUCCUAAGUAGUCAAAAUGUUUCAUUAGCUUUAGCAAACCCGGCACCCUUUACUUUAAAUAAAGGAAGGAAUAUACAUACACUACAACCUAUAGCCCUACCUAAUCUAAGUGUUUCUCCACUGCCACCUAUAUUUAAUGCACGACCCUUCCGACCCUUACCUUUCAAAUAUCCCUCAAAUAUAAUUCAAAGUAUAAACCUUAUGGAUCAUAAAGCGAAGAACGUGAAUAUAACUAAGAGUGUACCGAUUGCAGAAUUUAUUCAUUCGAUAGAGUAUCCGACAACCAUAAUUCAAUCACCUAUUAUAGAUUUAGAAGUUACGAAAAAUAUAAAUCAUACUAAAGCUUUUAGAGACAUUCAAAACAGUUUCAUAAUUGAUAACAUUAGUGACAUAUCACCUCAAGCUUCAGAAGAUCACUUAUCAGCAACAAAAUCAAAUCCAGAUUCAAGUUUUGAAACUACUGGUGCAGAUUACGGGAAUGAUUUAUAUGAAAAUGCAAUGCCAUCAGACUUAAAAUAUCAAUACAGUGUUCCGUCAAAUCAUAAACCUCCUUUCGCUGAUUUAAGAGGCGUAAAAGACGAGGACGUAGAUAGAUAUCGAACUGAAGCUAAUUUGCAACAUAUAGAUUCACCGCUUCUAUAUCUCAAACCAAGUGCGCCGCAUAAAGAUUUUAAGAGUUUUGUAUCAGCCUCUGUACCAAAUAAUACUAGAGUAGAAUUUGAAAUGUACGAUGAUCAUCCAACAACGCUUACUAAUCUCAAUUCGGUUUCUCCUAACUUUUUGUUGGGAAAUAGGACAGAACCGUCACAGAAAGUAGUAAAUAAAAAUGAAAAACCGGAAAAUAUAAAUCGUUCUAAAUUAGUUCAAAUAAUUGUUCCAUACUUUAGUGGAAAUAAUGAACAUAGUAUUGAUUACUAUGAUGUUAACGGAUGGUCGAUUGAUACCGGAAAAGGAUUCCAAGCACGGAAAGCGCAAAGUAACUUGGAAUAUAAUGUGUCAAAGGUUACUACAGAAAUAUACAAAGUAUCAAGUACCGAGGCAACUACCACAACUGCAACUGAUAAUUCAAAUACAGAACGCAUGAAUACAGACCCACCUUUUGAUAUUAUUCAAUUACAACACAAUAUCGACGAUUGGACCCAACAAGAAUAUUCAAAGCACAAUAAAGCUCAAGAGAGAUCGCGAUCUGGUGAGAAUUAUGCGAAAAAAAUACCUGACGAUUAUUUCACAACAUUGAACCCUGUCACUACAUCUCCUACCGAAAUGGAAUAUUUUGAUUUUUACGAUCAUGAAGGUUCUAGUAGUAUACAUUAUGCAGUGACAGAGAAUAAAACUAAUGUUCUUCCUUUUGUAGGAAAAGGUUCACCUUUUAAGCAGCCAAAUUCUAUAGAUUAUAGUAAAGUUAACCAUGACAGUGCUAAAAAUGAUGAAAUUCACGAUGAUCAAAGACUACGCAUUUACACAGCUGCCUCUAAAUUUAGGAAGUCCACAACAACUCCACCUCCAUGGAGCGAGAUACAAACAUCUAUAUCACCUUUAACCCAAGAAAAGGUUUAUGUGGUGACGUCAAAACCGUGGCAAGAGACAGUUACUUCGAGAAAUGGGCUUGACUCUAUACACGAUGAAAGGUCUGCAAUAAGUAAAAAUAAUGACGAUAUGCCGUUUAAAUCACCAAGGUUUUUAGAGAGACCUUCUAUUGAAUCUGAAAUAUUUACUAAUGGAUGGCAUCAAUUCAUUAACCAUUUGGAGAGCCAUCAUGUUAUGUAUAAUCAGAAAAGUGACUCCUUCAAAGAAGAUAUAGAGGAAACUAAAGAGGGUGAAGAUACAGGGAGGCCUUCAGAUUCAUCUUCGUGAAGACAUUUAAAUACACCAGUGAAUCUGUGAUCAUGAUUAUAACAAGUUUUAGUGAUAGAUGCUGUAGUAUAUGAGUUUGUUCAACGGACAAAGGCGAUUGCCAUAAACCU